AUGGAUCUCGAAAAUGAAAAUUCGAUACUUCCGCCGUUGCCUCCGAAUCGAACAACUUCAAAUAAUCCGAAGGUCACAUUCAAAGGUGCUCAAACAUGGCGAGAGUCGAUCGGAAUGUUCCUUACAAUCACAUUAACGUUUGCAGUAUUGAUUUCUACUAUAAUUCUGCUGAUUUAUGUGUGGAGAGACAAGCAAGUUUACGAGGAACUCGUCGAUUAUUUGGAUAAGACGAUCAGCAUCUCAAAAAUCAAUUUCAAUCCAUUAUUAGGGCUUUAUCAAUUGAGCGAAAAAGAGCAUGAGGUUCUUGGACAUGAAAGAACGUAUAAGAAUAUUCUACGAUUUUUCCUUCUCUCUGAAAUUGGUGUCUUCUGUUUCUGCGCAAUUUCAGCCCUUCUCUAUUUAAGUUGUGAUGUUUCUUCUGGCAAGAAGAAUUUCGUUUAUUGGGUUGUUCUUGCUUGCGGUGUCAUCUAUGCCGUUAUCCAAGUUCACGUUUUUUGUUUUGCUUUGAUGCCGUAUUCAGGACAUUUGCCGAAUGCCACUGAGAAACUACUCAAUCAUGCCAUUCCUCAUAAUCCAGGAGGUCUUCAGCAGAUGGAGCAAAGACUUGGGUGUACUUUCGAUCACAAUCUAUACGCUGCGAAUCGAAGGCGACUUAAUCCAAAGAAUACAUGCGAUCCUCAAAUUGAAGCUUCAUUCAUCCCAAUGUACAUGCUAAUCACGCUCUUGGUUAUUCGUCUACUCCCAAUUGUUGUUGCAUUUCUCCUUUUUGUCAAAAGAACCCCGCUGAGCGAGAGUAUUGCACAAUUCAUCGAGAUGUUCCACAAUAGAGAUAAGAAGAGGUUAUAUGUUAAGAAACCGCAACGAACAACAACGUUUGACGGUGAGCACGUGAGCAAAAGUACCACUUUUGGCGUUAGCUCGAGUCCUCCAAGAAUCACAUCAACUCCUCUACCACCUGUACCUUCACCUGCUCAAGUUGAUCAUAGCAUAAGUUACAAUAAUGCUGCUUAUUUUGCCACAUCUGGCGCUUUCUCGUCAAGAUCCAGUGAUAUCUCCAGAAUCGAUGCGACAGAAUUGUUCAAGAAUCCAAUCAACCGACACCCGUCGGGCAGUCUUCAAUCCGAAGUCUAA
Caenorhabditis bovis is the source of this 1131-nucleotide messenger RNA. Lineage: Eukaryota; Metazoa; Nematoda; Chromadorea; Rhabditida; Rhabditidae. The record is from the annotation of a GenBank genome assembly.